This is a messenger RNA of Brassica rapa (field mustard), 1254 nucleotides long. Its product is annotated as TPR repeat-containing thioredoxin TTL1. Lineage: Eukaryota; Viridiplantae; Streptophyta; Magnoliopsida; Brassicales; Brassicaceae. Gene Ontology annotation, cellular component: cytoplasm. The record is from RefSeq and is a predicted model, not a curated record. Gene Ontology annotation, molecular function: protein binding.
AUGUUUCAUAAUACUAGGUUCAAGUCCGGCUCUGCUUUCAGAGAGGUAAUGUUGAAGCCCAACGAACUCGUACCCGAGAUUGACAAUGUUCCCGAUAAUACUCAAGACUCACUGAGUACGGAAGAUAAUAAGAAUCAUGAUCUUGAUCAAGAAAAACUUCGUUCCCGUCCACCAAAUCGCUGUGCCCGUCGCAGCCACUUUGGUUGGUUACGUAGGAUCUUCUCUACUUCUAAGCCAACGUCUUCGCCUGCUCCUAUUCCAGAUCCAAAAAAAAUGAACUCUAGUGGGGAAAGAAUGUUCAGCACAUGGCACUACAGGGAGGCUUUGGAGUUAUAUGAUCGAGCAAUAGAGCUCUCACCGAAGAAUGUAACUUAUCUCAGCAAUCGAGCAGCUACAUUGUCGAGAUUGGGGCGUAUGGGGGAAGCUCUGAACCAGUGGGAAGAGGCCAUAAAUCUGGAUCCACAAUCUGCAAAGGCUCGUCACGGUUUAGGCAUGUCUCUUCUUAGGUUAGGUCACAUCGAUGAAGCAAUGAAGCUUGUGGAGGAAGCAUCGUAUAAUAAAUACGACUUGGAGAGGGUUAAACGAGUAAACAAAAACUUGAACAAUUGUAUUUUUGCAAGAAGAUGCGGUGAAUGGAAUAAUGUUUUGAGGGAAAUAAGUGCUCCUUUGAUUCCAGGAAGCUUAUUACCUUAUGCGUGGCCUGAGCUAGCUAUGUGUAGAGUUGAAGCACUAGUAAAACUCAGCCGGGUUGGUGAAGCUCACCAGACAGCACUAAACGCAGCUGCCCUCAAAGUUGAGCCACUCCCCGCCUCUUUCUCACAGCCACAGACUCGAAUUUUCGGUAUGCUAUGUAGAGCCUACGCAUAUUUUGUCAAAUCACAAAUAAAUUUUGCUCUAGUAAGAUACAAAGAUGCAGCUGAAAAUGCAGCCAAAGCUUUAGAAAUCGAGCCACAUAAUACUGAAAUUAAAAUUUUCAAGAAAAAUGUUGAAUUGGUUCAAAGGGCUCUGUCUUCUAGCAAGCUAAAAAAAUGGGCUGAAGCAGUGAGAGAUUAUGAGAUCUUACAUCAGGCAAUGCCAUACGAUAAAGUCAUUGCUAAAUCUUUGUCUCAAGCUCAAGUUGCACUGAAGCAAUUUCGCAGCGAAGUAGUUCUAAACAUGGAAUCUGGAGGUGACGUUAAGGAGAUUUCUAGUCUUGAAGAGUUAAAAGCUGCAUUGGCUCGUCCUGAUAAGUUUGUCAAGAUUAUCUAUCUUUAG